UAACAAACUGAGCACACACACUCUUUGGACCGUUUCAGGGCCGGCGUGGGCCAUAGGUCGUUAUAUACCGACCUGAUUUCCCCCCUCUCGUUCUGCUGUCCUCACAGACCAAAGAAACGGCUCCGUCUGAUCGUCAUCUCACCAGGAUGAGUUUUGUGAAGCAAUCCCUGCUGCUGCUGCUGCUGGCAGCUGUCAGCACCUACGCAACAACAGAAGACUGCGACGGCCUCAACAGAACUCUGCCAAUCUCAGACUUCCACAAGAUCUUGGGCAACUGGGUUUUGGUAUGGGCCGUCUCUGACACGGAGAACUUCGAAAUGGAAAACUUCACCAACUCACAUGUUGAGAUUCAUCUCCAAUCUGACAACGUGACCGUCUCAUACGACGAGAGGAACUUCUACAGCGCUACCAACUCCUGUGUCUUCUACCAGUCAACUUUGAAGAAUCCCACCGACAAGCACGUUGUGCACAUUGACGACAUGAUGGAGGAGAAGAACGGCAUCAACACUCUACUGAAUGACAACGGUACAGUGCAGGUCUUUAAGACGGAAGAUGACUCUAUGGUGGUACUCUACAGAGGAAAUUCGGGACACUACUUGCUCAUUCACAGGAGAGAGGGGGAUCAUACGGACUUUGCAAAGACAAGCAAGUCUCACGACCGUUUUCUGAAACUGUCCGACUGUCUCAGUGUCCGUAGUGCUUAUUUAUACACCCUCAAAGACACAAGAGAUUUCUGCCACAUGAAGUCUGCCACUGCGAAGGCCAGUGGAGGUGCUGCAUCACAAUAGAAAACAUCUGUGCAGAUGUGCUGGUCAUAGAUCAAAUAAAAGCAAGCAUUUAAACCUG
Molecule: messenger RNA, 846 nt
Organism: Cheilinus undulatus (humphead wrasse)
Lineage: Eukaryota; Metazoa; Chordata; Actinopteri; Labriformes; Labridae
Product: saxitoxin and tetrodotoxin-binding protein 1-like
Exons: 6
Coding region: 147-788 (213 amino acids)
Source: RefSeq, a predicted model, not a curated record